Messenger RNA from Solanum lycopersicum (tomato), 1442 nucleotides. RefSeq lists its product as uncharacterized. Gene Ontology annotation, biological process: L-threonine biosynthetic process. Lineage: Eukaryota; Viridiplantae; Streptophyta; Magnoliopsida; Solanales; Solanaceae. Gene Ontology annotation, molecular function: protein dimerization activity; aspartate-semialdehyde dehydrogenase (NADP+) activity; NADP binding. The record is from RefSeq and is a predicted model, not a curated record.
UUUUUCAACUGACAUUUCUUCAAUCAUUUUCCGCCGCCAUUUUACCGCUGCUCCUCACCGGGAAAAUGAACACUCCGGCACUUUCUCUCCGUCACAACCAUUUCCUCAAUGGCAGCUCCGCUCUGGUAUCCGGCAUUCGUCUACCACGCUCCUCCUCUUCCCCUUUCCGUGUCCGUAUGUCUCUCCAGGAAAACGGUCCAUCCGUCGCCGUCGUCGGUGUUACUGGCGCCGUCGGUCAAGAGUUUCUAUCCGUUCUAUCUGACCGUAACUUCCCGUACCGUUCUCUUAAACUCCUUGCUAGCAAAAGAUCAGCUGGAAAAUCGAUGAAGUUUGAGGAACGAGAUUAUACUGUUGAAGAGCUCACUGAGGAUAGUUUUGAUGGUAUAGAUAUUGCAUUGUUUAGUGCUGGUGGUUCAAUUAGUAAGAAAUUUGGACCCUUGGCUGCUCAAAAGGGAACAAUUGUAGUGGAUAAUAGCUCCGCUUUUCGGAUGGAUGAGAAUGUGCCUCUUGUGAUUCCAGAAGUGAAUCCUGAAGCUAUGGCACAUGUCAAGCUUGGUUCUGGAAAGGGAGCUCUUAUUGCGAAUCCGAAUUGCUCUACUAUUAUUUGCUUGAUGGCUGUUACUCCUCUCCAUCGUCGUGCUAAAGUCAAACGCAUGGUUGUUAGUACAUAUCAGGCAGCUAGUGGUGCUGGUGCUGCUGCAAUGGAAGAGCUAGUGCAGCAGACUCGUGAGGUCCUGGAGGGAAAAGAACCAACCUGCAAUAUCUUUAACCAGCAGUAUGCUUUUAAUCUUUUCUCACAUAAUGCACCUGUUCAACCCAAUGGAUAUAAUGAAGAGGAAAUGAAGCUGGUCAAAGAAACAAGAAAAAUAUGGAGUGACAAGGAUGUCAAGGUUACUGCAACAUGUAUACGUGUUCCUGUUAUGCGUGCACAUGCUGAAAGCGUGAAUCUUCAAUUUGAGAAUCCCCUCGAUGAGAAUACUGCAAGGGAUAUUCUUAAAAAUGCACCAGGUAUAGUUGUAGUCGAUGACCGUGCAAGUAAUAGAUUCCCAACCCCACUUGAAGUUUCCAAUAAAGACGAUGUUGCAGUUGGGAGAGUACGUCGUGAUGUUUCUCAAGAUGGAGAUUAUGGGCUGGACAUCUUUGUUUGUGGUGAUCAAAUACGCAAAGGAGCCGCCCUUAAUGCUAUCCAGAUUGCAGAAAUGUUGUUGUAGAUUUGCGAUAUAGCACCCUUAAAGGUUCUAAUUUUGGCUCCAAAUGUGAGAGACAGAGAAUCUUAAAGGUAGUAUUCCUUUAGCAUUACAUUUUGCUCAGCAAAACUUGGGAAUCCUCAUUUACGUUAGUUGAGUUCAUUCUAGUUUGGAGAGAGAUUUUACUUCAAUUCAAACUCUUGUUUCUGUCAAACUUCUGUUAUUUAUAAUAAUAUUGUUGGUUCAGCUGGUGUA